AUGACAGAGUUUCCAGAUAUUCCCGCUCUUCCGAAAUGUCGUCAGAUUUGGCAGGAUGUGCAGGCGUUAGAAGCGGAAGGGGAGGUACAGUAUCUUAAGGCUCGGCUUGCAAAGGUCAAGCUGUUUUUGGAGUACGUGGAAGAACUCGACAGACAAAAGCAAAAGCAUCACCCCCGGACUGCGAAAGAAUACGCCACCACUGAAGUCUGUGGUGCAGAGAGGGGCAGGGCUCGGGAGAGGUUCCAUGACGAUAUGACCGUCGGGGCGCGGUGGUGGUGGGCUGGGUGUUUCCUGGGGCUUGGAUUCAUUCUCAUCUGCAGCGAGGAAACAGGGAAUACGAUAAAUGACAGAUCCUUCGAAUUGGAUCCACUAAUGUUGUAUAUUUUAUACAACUGUGGGAGCAUCCUUGACUGUUGCAGCAAGUUCGACGGACUAGUGGACGGGCUCUUAGCCAACGACCUUUCGACCAACAAACGCAACUUCCCCAAACAGAUCAGCAAGAAAGAAGUCGAGGAGUGGAUCAAAGAUGCAGAAGUUACCAAUCAGGAGACAGUACCCGCCAUUCACUGGGAGGCCUGGGAUCUCGAUGCGGCGGUGAACAAAGCCUCCAUGUUUCUCUCUGCUCGUUCAAGCACACAGUCCUGA
This is a messenger RNA of Aspergillus melleus, 645 nucleotides long. RefSeq lists its product as uncharacterized. The record is from RefSeq and is a predicted model, not a curated record. The coding region runs from base 1 to 645 and encodes 214 amino acids. The transcript has 2 exons. Lineage: Eukaryota; Fungi; Ascomycota; Eurotiomycetes; Eurotiales; Aspergillaceae.